AUGGGCGACCUUGAAGCGCAGUCUGAUCAUCGGUCAGACGAGAAAAUCAACGAACAGAAGACAACACACGAGUCACAAUAUGAUGUCUUUUGGGAGGAACCUGCCAGCGAAGACCCCGCGAACCCCAUGAACUGGAGCUCUGGGCGUAAAUGGACGAUUAUUGGAAUGGUCUCGUUCAUUACCUUCUUGACCCCUCUUGCCUCUUCAAUGUUUGCGCCGGGUAUCACACAAGUUCUAAACGAUUUCGAUACAUCCUCGAACAUACUUGCUACCUUUGUCGUUUCGGUAUAUGUUCUCGGUUUCGCUUUUGGCCCUUUGAUUGUUGCACCGCUGAGUGAAUUCAGUGGCCGCACAUGGGUAUAUAAUGUUUGCAAUAUCUUGUUCGUGAUCUUUAAUAUUGCAAGUGCGCUUGCUCCCGAUAUGGCAUCGUUGAUUGUCUUCCGAUUCCUUGAUGGGGUUGCGGGAGUUGCUGCUAUCACAUGUGGUAGUGGUACAAUUGCAGAUCUCGUGCCCCAUGAGAAACGUGGGCGGGCGAUGUCCAUUUGGUCUUUGGGGCCGCUUUUUGGCCCCAUCAUUGGCCCCGUCGUUGGCGGAUUCCUCGUCGAGGCUACGAAUUGGCGAUGGGUGUUUUGGGUUCUUGCUAUCGUGGGUGGAGUUGCGUCAGUCGUCUUCUUCUUUGUUGUACCGGAGACGUAUGCGCCAAUUCUACUCGAAAGAAAAGCUGCACGUCUACGAAAAUCAACGGGAGAUAUGGCCUAUAAGUCUUGCAUGAAUUCUGGACUUCCUCCAAAGCAACUUUUCGUGCGGAAUCUUAUCCGGCCAUCGAAGAUGCUCAUUCUAUCUCCCAUUGUGGCUUUGAUGUCCAUUUACAUUGCUGUGCUCUACGGCUUCCUUUACAUCCUGUUCACUACGUUCACUCUCGUGUUCGAGGGCCAAUACGGGUUUUCCGCUAGCUCUAGCGGUUUGUCGUUCUUAGGUAGUGGAGUGGGAAUGCUGCUUGGUCUUGCGUACGUGGGAACACUGAGUGACCGCAAGAUCAGAAUCAAGGUGGAGCGCAAGGAAACGCCGGUCCCAGAGGACCGACUGCCCAUGUACCUUACCAUCCCCGGUUCGCUGGCUAUACCUGCGGGACUGUUCCUAUAUGGAUGGUCGACGGAUAAGGUGGUUCAUUGGAUUGUUCCUGAGAUCGGAAAUGCGGUGAUUGGAUUUGGAAUGAUCACUAUCUUGAUGUGUGUCCAGACAUAUCUAGUUGAUGCUUUCUUGGCUCAUGCUGCAAGUGCCGUAGCUGCGUGCACCGUGCUGCGAAGCUUACUUGGCGCUCUUCUUCCUCUUUGCGGAUUGCAAAUCUACGAAAAACUCGGUCUUGGUUGGGGAAACAGCUUAUUGGCAUUUCUUGCUUUAGCAAUGGCACCUAUCCCUAUUUUGUUCGAGACUUGGGGGGAGAAGUUGCGGACUCGGAAGACUAUCGAACUCUAG
Penicillium soppii is the source of this 1476-nucleotide messenger RNA. RefSeq names its product MFS transporter. The record is from RefSeq and is a predicted model, not a curated record. The transcript has 3 exons. The coding region runs from base 1 to 1476 and encodes 491 amino acids. Gene Ontology annotation, molecular function: transmembrane transporter activity. Gene Ontology annotation, biological process: transmembrane transport. Lineage: Eukaryota; Fungi; Ascomycota; Eurotiomycetes; Eurotiales; Aspergillaceae.